Molecule: messenger RNA, 1345 nt
Organism: Lasiosphaeria miniovina
Lineage: Eukaryota; Fungi; Ascomycota; Sordariomycetes; Sordariales; Lasiosphaeriaceae
Product: Fructosamine kinase-domain-containing protein
Exons: 5
Coding region: 205-1263 (352 amino acids)
Source: RefSeq, a predicted model, not a curated record
UGGCUCCGGCCCGCCCUCCCAAAACAGGCCGGCAGCCAGGCCAACUCGGCGGCGCUGGCGUUUCGGGACCUGAACCCCCGUCGUGCCGAUUUUAAAAUCCAGCACCUCCCCCAUCCGUCCCACAAUUUUUGUCUUGUUUGUUUUGUGAGACUGACAAAGGCACUGUCGAGUGCCAAUUGUCUGUCCUGCCAUCGGCCAUCCAUCAUGACCGACUCAGCAUCAGCUCAGAGUUUAGACACAGCGAUUGUCGCAGCUCUGCCCGAGGGCGCAAAAGUUGUUUCGGUGACGAGACAUGGCAACACAAGGUGGUCGACCGGAAAGCGGAUCGAUGUCGAGGUCGGCGGCGGAACCAAGAGCUAUUUUGUCAAAAUCAUCGAGGUCAACGAGUACCUCGAGGCCGCCCGCGGCGAGUUCGAAGGCGCUAAGGCUAUCGCCGCCGUGAUCCCCGACAACACCAUCGCGCCCAUCGCCUGGGGCUACUUCGCUGGCGACCGCACCAAGACGUGGUACCUGACCGAGUUCCGCCACCUCAGCGAGGCUACGCCGCCGUUCGACCAGCUGCUGGCCAUCGUGCUCAAGCUGCACCGCGGCUCGGCGUCGCCCAAUGGCCGCUUCGGCUUCCACGUCACGCCCUUCCAAGGCGCCCCGCCCAUGGUGGUCGACUGGUCCGACAACUGGGAGGAGUUCUGGACGCGCGACUUCCGCGCUGCCCUGGCCUAUUUGGAGCGCGUGCACGGCGCCAACGCCGAGCUAGAGGAAGUAGCGGAGGAGUUCAUCGGCACGGUCGUGCCGCGGCUGCUGCGACCGCUGCAGACGGGGGGACGCGACAUCAAGCCCAGCCUGUGCCACGGCGACCUCUUCGACGGCAACAUCCAAAUCGACCUCGACUCGGGCAACCCCGUCAUCUUCGACCCCUGCCCCUUCUACGGCCACGCCGAGAUGGACCUGCAGUGUAUGCGGCGCGCGCGCUACGCCGUCGGCUACGAGUUCGUCAAGUUGUACGGCAAGGCCGCCGCGUCCGAGCCCAAGGAGGACUUUGACGACCGCAACGCCCUGUACACCAUCCGCAACGACAUCCUCACGGCCGGCAUGUUUCCGAACCGCACGUUUGUGCUCGACGAGGCCAUCGAGGACAUGCGCUGGCUGCUCGCCAAGUACCCGGACGGCAUCGGUGGCUUUAAGGGCGAUCUAACUCCCACUAGGACCGUCACGGGCGGCGGGCAGGUGCAUGUGGAUGGGCUGAAGGGGCUUGGUUUGUACUGAAGUGAUGCAUGUUCGGCGGACUGGAAUUCACAAUAGGUGUGCUAGAAGUUGUUUGACACGCACUGGGACUCUUGCUGGGGCU